CAAUCUUUUCGUACGCUCUGUUUUUCCCACCUUUUCUUCGCUCUUCCCUUUCCUUCGCAGACCCAAAUUCCUGAAAGAACGAAAACCGUUUUUUCAGGUAGAGGAUUUGCUGCAGAUCGGUUUUGUAUUUUUUAUUCGGAAGAUGAUGGACUAAGAAGAGAUUUGGAGCUGAAAUCUGGAAUUGAAUUGGGUCUGUUCGUGAAGUUCGGUUCUCUUCGACCUUCUUGCUGGAUGCUUUUGUCGAACUGGAUUUGGGUAGUAUGAUCCGGAGGUCGGGAUUGAAUUUCAAGAAGUGGUUUUUUGACGGUUCGGAAAUCAUGGUAGAAAGUGGUCGAGAAAGAGAAUUGGGUUAUGGAGAUUAAUGGGUUUUCAUUUUGUGCUUUGGCAGCGUUAGCAGUUUCUUAGCUAGGGGAUUUAGAUCAACUGGAAUAUGCUUGUGAUUAAAUUGUGAAAAAGGGGGCAUUGUGUUCUUGAAAUUCUGGUGAAUUUUGGUAUUUCCGUUUGUUUCUUCACAUACUUGCGAUGAUUGUUGAUUUGGCUGAUGGCUCCGAUUUUGAACUUGAUGGCGUUGGGAUUGAUAAUCUUGUAGAGAACGAUGUUAGUGAUGAAGAGAUUGAGUCCGAAGAGUUGGAAAGCCGAAUGUUGAAGGAUCAGAUAAAGCUUAGGAGAAUCAAGGAGCGGCGGAAACUCACAGUCCAGCAAGCUGCUGACAAGCAGGAGCACAAACCGCCGUCCCCUGAAGCUCAGAGGAAGAAGAUGAUGAGAGCCCAAGAUGGUAUUUUGAAAUACAUGUUGAAGUUGAUGGAGGUGUGCAAGGUCCGCGGUUUCGUCUAUGGGAUCAUACCUGAGAAGGGGAAGCCCGUGAGCGGAGCGUCUGAUAACAUACGAGCUUGGUGGAAAGAGAAGGUGAAAUUCGAUAAGAACGGGCCUGCAGCCAUAGCAAAGUACGAAGAGGAGAAUACGGCCGAUAGGAGUUUGCAAAACGAGGGGAAUGGGAACUUCCAUGGACUCGAGGACCUCCAAGAUGCUACUUUGGGCUCUCUUCUAUCCUCUCUGAUGCAACACUGUGACCCUCCGCAGCGGAAGUACCCGUUGGUGAAGAAAAUUCCACCACCUUGGUGGCCAUCGGGGAACGAAGGUUGGUGGGUGAGUUUGGGACUUCCAAAAGGUCAGACUCCUCCUUACACAAAGCCCCACAGUUUGAAGAAGAUUUGGAAAGUCGGGGUGCUGACGGCCGUGAUCAAGCACAUGUUGCCCAAUGUUGCAAAGAUCAGAAUGCAAAUCCAAAAGUCGAAGUGUCUGCAAGAUAAGAUGACGGCCAAGGAGAGCUCGAUUUGGUUGGGCGUAUUGAGCAGGGAGGAAUUGUUACUCCAGCAGCUCAGUGGUGAGAAUGUGGUAUCUAAUGUAACUGAGAUGAGGCCCAGCAGUCCUAGGAAAAGAAGAAAAACUACAACAGAUAACAGUUCUGAUUAUGGCGCCGAUGGUUUCGAAGACUGUAGGGAUUCUGUUUCGUCGAAGAAUGACAGGAGAAAUCCACAUUUGGCUAGUGAACCUUGUAGAGACCGACCUCAUGAAAAUGCCCACCAACUCGUAGGAGAUAAAGAUCAGGUAGAAGAGCAAUGUGGGAGAAAAACACCCCGUCCAAGUUUGAAGCCAGUUGAUCAGUUGGCCGUGCCUCUCCACUGUGAAUAUCCUAAUGGGGAAUCCAGAAACUGUCUCCCUGAUAUGAACUAUACGGUCUUGCAGCGGGACGGAUAUCAUAUGCCUGGCAUUCAGCUGGAAAAUUGUCGAAAUCCAUCUUUGAUGUCUCAAGAAGGACAUUUACAGAAUCAGCACCAGUUGUCUGUAUCAGGGUUCAACAGCUUAUCCAUCUCGCCGCCUGCUCAUGCUGCUGCUCACAGCAUGUAUGUUUGUGGCCAGCCCUUACUACAUUCGGGCUUGCAAAAGUCUGAUAUGCAACCUGGAAAUACUUUUGGUUUCUACGGCUCGUCUGGCAGAUAUGGGCUCUCUAAUGAUAGACAGCAGCUGCAAUUGGUCAUGGUUGAUCACGAAAUCGGGCAUGAGGAUACCACAGUUCAGAAUAGAAGUCAUGGCUAUAGGCACGGGCUGACAUUGGAUGUAAAUGCAAAUGAGAUUGCCAGGGAUGUACUGGACUUGGUGAAAGAUCCAUUCCAGAUAGAGCAAGAUAAGCUUGUCGACGGUCCCUAUGGGUCUCUGACUGAUGGCCUGUUCGGGUUGAGGAGUCCGUUUCCUCUUGAAUUUGAAGAUGCUGAUAUAGAUUUCUUAAUGGACGACGAUGACUUAAUGCCAUAUCAUGGUGGAUCAUAGUAGACUAUCUCUCAGUGCAAAAGGGGACGUUAGAUUUCUUUGGGUCAAUUAACACAUGAUGAUCACUCCUCGUUUGAUGGGAUGAAUGCCAUGGUUUUCAAUUUAUUCUUCCAUGGGUAUUAGUGAUUCAUGGAUUCAUGAAAAAAGGGGGAAAAAAAUAAAA
Molecule: messenger RNA, 2491 nt
Organism: Magnolia sinica
Lineage: Eukaryota; Viridiplantae; Streptophyta; Magnoliopsida; Magnoliales; Magnoliaceae
Product: ETHYLENE INSENSITIVE 3-like 3 protein
Exons: 3
Coding region: 523-2328 (601 amino acids)
Cellular component (GO): nucleus
Molecular function (GO): DNA-binding transcription factor activity; DNA binding
Source: RefSeq, a predicted model, not a curated record